This is a messenger RNA of Vigna angularis (adzuki bean), 3522 nucleotides long. RefSeq names its product putative inactive cadmium/zinc-transporting ATPase HMA3. The coding region runs from base 177 to 3272 and encodes 1031 amino acids. Lineage: Eukaryota; Viridiplantae; Streptophyta; Magnoliopsida; Fabales; Fabaceae. Gene Ontology annotation, molecular function: zinc ion transmembrane transporter activity; ATP hydrolysis activity; metal ion binding. The transcript is spliced from 10 exons. The record is from RefSeq and is a predicted model, not a curated record. Gene Ontology annotation, biological process: monoatomic cation transport. Gene Ontology annotation, cellular component: membrane.
AGUUAAGUAGAAUUAACUGCUUCACACAGCAUUAGUGUUGCAACGGCUGCUUCAUUGUUUUCUUGCCAGGCAAUGGCUGAUGAACACAAACCGUUCUCUGAGUUCCAUAGAUGCCAGCAAUGUCGAUGGAGGUGUCAAAGGUGUUUUGAUCAAGGCUUUUGGAAUUUGAUCUUGUGAUGGAGAAGAGUAAAAAAUUGCAGAAGAGCUACUUUGAUGUGUUGGGUCUGUGCUGCUCCUCUGAAGUACCACUCAUUGAAAACAUCUUAAAGCCACUUGAAGGAAUCAAAGAGGUUUCUGUCAUAGUUCCUUCACGAACUGUCAUUGUUCUGCAUGACACUCUUGUCAUUUCGCAACUUCAAAUCGUUAAGGCAUUGAAUCAAGCGAGAUUAGAAGCUAAUAUCAGAGUACAUGGAGAUCAAAAUCAUGGAAAAAGAUGGCCAAGCCCUUAUUCAAUUGUUUCGGGUGUUUUACUUUUGGUUUCUUUUCUGAAAUUUGUGUACCCUCCUUUCAAGUAUGUAGCACUUGGUGCAGUUGCUGCUGGUAUUUACCCUAUCGUCCUAAAGGCCUUUGUCUCCAUUCGUAAUGUUAGGGUUGACAUUAGCAUUCUCAUGAUCAUAGCAGUUAUUGGGACAAUUGCUAUGGAUGAUUAUUUGGAAGCUGGCACCAUCGUUUUCCUCUUCUCAAUUGCAGAAUGGCUAGAAUCAAGGGCAAGCCACAAGGCAACUGCAGCAAUGUCGUCUUUGAUGAACAUAGCCCCUCAAAAAGCAGUCAUAGCUGAAACGGGAGAGGUUGUGGAUGCUGAUGAGGUGAAAGUAAAUACCAUUUUAGCUGUUAAAGCAGGUGAGGUGAUACCCAUUGAUGGAGUUGUUCUAGAUGGAACCUGUGAAGUUGACGAGAAAACUUUGACUGGGGAAUCAUUCCCUGUGGCAAAACAAAAGGAUUCUAUUGUAUGGGCUGGCACCAUCAAUUUGAAUGGUUAUAUCAGUCUGAAAACUACUGCACUGGCUGAAGAUUGUGUGGUGGCUAAAAUGACAAAACUUGUGGAAGAAGCUCAAAACAGCAAAACAAACGUUCAGACAUUGAUUGAUAAAUUUGUCAAGUUUUAUACCCCAGCCGUUGUAAUCAUAUCAACCCUUGUAGCAGUGAUUCCACUUGCGUUAAAAUCACGGAGAGAGAACUACUGGUUUCACUCAGCGCUGGUUGUUUUAGUGAGUGCAUGCCCAUGUGCACUCAUCCUUUCAACUCCAGUUGCAACCUUUUGUGCUUACAACAGAGCAGCCACAUCAGGUCUUCUCAUCAAAGGGGGUCAUCAUCUUGAAACACUUGCAAAAAUCAAGGUCAUGGCCUUUGACAAAACAGGUACCAUAACGAAGGGUGAUUUUGUGGUCACAGAGUUUCAAUCUCUUUCAGAUGACUUGGAUUUCAACACAUUGCUUUACUGGGUGUCAAGUGUAGAGAGCAAGUCAAGCCAUCCACUGGCAUCUGCCGUUGUUGAUUAUGGAAGGUCUCUCUCCGUUGAACCAGAGCCAGAAAAGGUGACAGAAUUUGAAAACUUUCCUGGGGAAGGAAUUAGUGGAAAAAUGGAUGACAGAGUUAUUUACAUCGGAAAUAAAAAAAUUGCCGCAAGAGCCGGAUCUGAAACAGUUCCAAUAUUACAAGGAGAAAAUGUAAGAGGAAAAACCACUGGAUACAUAUACUUAGGAGCAACCCCAGUUGGAUUUUUCUCUCUGUCAGAUGUUUGCAGGUUAGGUGUUGAGGAAGCAAUUGGGCAGUUGAAGUUAAUGGGAAUCAAAACAGCCAUGCUCACUGGAGACAGUGAAUCUGCUGCAAUGCAAGCACAGGAGCAGUUGGGACAUUCUCUGGAAUUAGUCCAUGCAGAACUGUUGCCAGAGGACAAGGUGAAAAUCAUCUCAGAAUUUAAGAAAGAAGGUCCGACAGCCAUGAUCGGUGAUGGUAUAAACGAUGCGCCGGCAUUAGCUUCAGCUGAUAUUGGAAUCUCAAUGGGCAUUUCAGGUUCUGCACUUGCAAGUGAAACCGGCAAUAUAAUUCUUAUGUCAAAUGACAUUAAGAAGAUACCUGAAGCCAUUAAGCUUGCAAGAAAAACACGAUGGAAAGUGCUUCAGAAUAUUAUUUUGUCGAUCACAACCAAGGCUGCGAUUAUUGGUUUGGCCAUUGGUGGUUAUCCAUAUGUUUGGGCAGCAGUGGUUGCUGAUGUUGGAACGUGUCUAGUGGUUAUCUUCAACAGUAUGUUACUUCUUCCAAGAGGCCAUAAACAUGGAGGAAAAUCUUGCAGAUCUUCAACUAAGUCUCAUAACCACAAAAGUGGGUGUGGUGGCACUCAUGACCAUGAUCAUGCUCACCACCAACAUCAACAUUGUCAUGAUCACCAUCACCAUCAACACAAGCUUGAGCAUGAUCACCACCAUCAACAUAAGCAUGAGCAUGAUCACCACCAUCAACACAAGCAUGAGCAUGAUCACCACCAUCAACAUAAGCAUGAGCAUGAGCAUGAUCUUCAUCAACAUCAACAUGAUCAUGAGCAUGAUCACCACCAUCAACAUAAGCAUGAGCAUGAUCACGACCAUCAACAUAAGCAUGAGCAUGAUCACCACCAUCAACAUAAGCAUGAGCAUGAUCACGAUCAUCAACAUAAGCAUGAGCAUGAUCACCACCAUCAACAUAAGCAUGAGCAUGAGCAUGAGCAUGAUCUUCAUCAACAUCAACAUGGUCAUGAGCAUGAUCACCACCAGCGUCAAGAUGAGCAUGAUCACCAUUACCACACCGAUAACCACUGCCACCCUAUCCCUGGUUGUGAAAACCUGAAAGACCAUAAAUGCAGAAGUGUUUUACAUUGCAAUCAAGACAUGAAUCAUAACAAGUCAGUUUGUCAUCCAAACAAUGAGAAGAAUGGGACAGGUGAAAUAUCCGUUGGCAUCAUCGUUGAACAUGUUGAAUCAGCUCCAAUGAACGGUUGUUCAAGUUUGGCAGAAAAAGAGAAAGGUUCCUGUUGUGAAGGCUGCUCAGACACAUGCGAGAAUUUGGUUAUUGUGUGUGGCUGUGAGAGUUCAAAAGAGGGAGAAGACCGUGCAUGUUGCAGAAAUGAAUGCUCUUCAAAAGCAUGCAACGAAUCUUCAAUUAUUCAUGGUUGUGUUGGUUUGGAUAAGAGAGAAUAUGGUGGAUGUUGCAAGAGUUACAUGAACGAAUGCUGUGGCAAACUUGGACACUCAAGAACUGGUUUUGUUGGAGGUUUGUCAGAAAUUAUGACAGAAUAGAUGUGACAGCGUAAGAUGUCAUGCUUGUUCUUGCAAAAUUAUAUUUUAAGUAGCAGGUUCUUGGUGGUACAUAGUUUCAGGUGUUAAUUGAAAUGAACCAAAAUGAUGUUUGCGACCUCCAUUUUACCAGACAGGUCUGCGGGAGCUUGAUAUCAUCAGUUAGAUGUUUCAGUAAAUCUCAUAUGUGUUUUAAUUUGGGGAAGGAAUUUUGAUUUCUUCUUAAAGUUGUUUAUGUACAUGUUCAGGGUCU